Molecule: messenger RNA, 3658 nt
Organism: Dendronephthya gigantea
Lineage: Eukaryota; Metazoa; Cnidaria; Anthozoa; Malacalcyonacea; Nephtheidae
Exons: 7
Coding region: 149-3658 (1169 amino acids)
Biological process (GO): protein deubiquitination
Molecular function (GO): endonuclease activity; protein binding; cysteine-type deubiquitinase activity
Source: RefSeq, a predicted model, not a curated record
AUGUGGUAGGCUAUCAAGAUGUUGAGGUCGCUCUGAAAUCACCUUUAUCUCUGCUGGCCUGCAAGACGAUAAAAGAAAAAAAAUCACAAAACAGAGCGUAAAAAGUGCAAAAAAGGUGUAUUUUUACAGGAUCAGACAACGUUUUUGGAUGUUUCAAGACGCAAGUACAGGUUUUAAUUUUGUCUUGCCUCUCGGAGAGGCAGGAUUUUGGAGAAAUGGAAGCAGAGAUGCAGGAGGUACAGACGAUUUCCCUAGCAAUCGUCAAAACCAAGUGAGCAGUCCAAAAGACCUACCACCAAGUGCUUUUAAAGUUUAUGACAAGGUUUCGGAAAAGCAUAGAUACGUUCCUCGCCAAUGGACUCAAGAAGAAUUCGAAGCUGCUUUGCCCGAUCGAUUUACAAGGAAUGCAACGGUUCGUGAAGUUUUUCAAAACGACUUCGAACACGACGAAUUCGUUGUAUAUAAAGAUAACGAAGCUGUUUCAUCGAGGGAAAGCGAAAAUAUCCCCCAAAAUUCUCGAACGAAGGCGGAGAUCGCGGAGAAAAUAAGAUAUCUUAAAGAAAUCUUCGAGAACAGUGGAACUUCUAAAGCCGAUUGCAAAACGAACGGUGCUGUGUAUACGACAGAAAGUCUUGGAAGAAUUGUAACUGAUGUCAGCGAGAUGGAUGAACUAGAAAGAUGCAAGGAUAGCGAAGCAAAGGUGAAAGUAAUCGAAAAAGAAGACCCAGCUGAAAUCUCGUACGAAAAUGCAGAAAUAGUAGAAGAUGCUUCUAGCAAAAAUCCACAAAAAAUACACGUAAAUUGUGAUCUAGAAACCGAAGUUUGCCGCAACAAAUUUUCCAGUUUCCUGGAUGCAUGCUUGCGAUGUCUUUUGAAUGUCGGACCGUUUGUUAAAAUGGCGAAUAUCUCCUCAGGAAAUAGGCGAAAGCCUGUUAUAACGAAGCUUCAAAGUUUCAUCGAAUCGCUUGAGAAUCCAGAACAGUCGCUGCCCGAGGACCCAUUCUUGGAAUUUCUGCAGAAGAUCUCGGAAAGAAGCAACUGUGACGAGGUGCUCGCUGGAUUUCUGGAAACUGUUAUCAAAGAAACUCAAGCUGAGGACAGCCUGCGUCCCUUGUUCCAUGGUGAAUUCUGUCAUAUCAAAACGUGCGAUCGUUGUACAACGAUUGCAAAAGAAACACAGCCAUUCUUGUUUCUAAAUCCAACAACAGCACCUGGUCGUCCACCGAAUAACGAUGUUUUAGAUGUGAAUUUCGUAUCGUCCAGCUUUGAUGGUAUUUGGUAUAUUACCACGCGGCAAUUUACCAUAAAACCUGGGAUGACGUUCUCUCAUCUUAAAGAAGAUUUACUCAGCUGUCCUGAGUUCGAAGCAUGCGACCCAAACUCCAUCCGUAUGGGCGAAGUUAAAGAUGGUCGAAUUAUACGGACAUUCAAUGACAGUGAUGAGCUGGGCACAUUACUGCGAACCCUACCAUCGACGUCGAGUAUCUUCGCGUUUCACGUUUUGAAUUUCACCAGCGAGUUUGCAGUGGAAGUCAGUUCAUUCAACAGCACAGCAGCAUGCUAUCAGUUGUACUUCAACUGCGGUCUCUGCCUCAGCGAUGGUAGCGAUGUCCGGUUGUACAUUCACAAGGGCUGUGGUGGGAUGGUUUGCCGUGAUUGCUUGGACGUGAUCACGCAAUCCUAUCAGGACUGGGAGCUCUGUCCGUGUCCGAUCUGUGAACGACCUAUGGAUCUUGACAAAGACCUGUGCAGAGCGAGAAUGAAUGACAUAGUACCUCAAGAACCACACCCAGAAUCGCCUAAUCUUCUAUGUCAGGUUAUGUUUCGCGCAAACAAACCUAUUGAUGGAGGAAGAGAGAUUUUCGGUUGCCCUUUGAUCGCAACGCUUCCUCGGAGUGUUACAGGACAUCAUCUGUAUCGAUGCAUCGGCUAUUUACUUCCAAACACAUUACCAAUGAAAGAUAGAACUUCGUUCACCCUGCACACCGUCGGCAAAUCAGGUUCUAGCUGCUCGGCUUGUCCAAAGGAUGCCUGUAGCGGUUGUCUUGUUCGCAUCGACGACAACGUGCGAAUCAACCGCGACACAAACUUCGUGGUGCAUUUCGACGAUCUGGCCGAAGAGUCGAUGAAGUGUUUCGGAAUUCCUAAUCCUGCCGAAACAGCAGCUUCUGGUUCGCGGGGAUUUUUCGAUGGGAUUCUGCGAUCUUGUGUGAAAGCAUCAACUUCAGACGGAAUGGUUUGUCCGAAGUGUUCCAGUGUUUGCAAGGUUUCGUCAUCAAUCUCGGAGUUUCCAAAAGUCCUUCUUAUUCAUCUCAAUCGUUUUUACGUAGAGCAAGGCUUACUGGAGGCCACAACGAUUGCCGAAGUAUCCAGGUUUCUGGUGUUACAACAUAGCAAUAACUCCAUCAGGAACAGCGAAGGCCCAGUUUAUCAGCUAACAGCUGCUGUCCUCGCAGACGAAAGCGGUAAAGAUCCAUCGUACAAACCAUUCGUACAAUCCAAAGACGCUUGGGUGUCUUUUGAGCGAUCCCACACGAGUGAAAUCGAUCCAUAUCGACAGCAGCUUACUAAAAACAGCGUUCUUUUCUAUCAACCGGUCGAAGACAAAGAUCCUCCUCAGAAUGGACGCGUUUUGAAGAUGCCAACGUUUGGGAAAAGUGAAGAAACCCGCGGAAUUCAUGAGCCAGCCAAUAAAAUUCACGGUAAAAAGCUUGCUACUAUUUCAGAGGAAACAUCUAUCGCAAAACAUUCGUCGGAUUUCAGGAAACAAACUAAAAAACGAUCAGUGCAUCGAAGCAGUUAUGACCGACAAUUUGAACCAGGCGAAUUGCUAAUUGAAACAGGUGUUGAUCUGGACAGAAGGCGAGUUACUUUGAAGCCAGACAUCUACAGUUCCCAGGUUUCUUUGGGAGAAAUUACCAUUCAUCCUGACGUCUCAACCGUGGGUAUGCCCGCAAACAUCGACGGAAUCAGUCCAAUUUUCGCACAAGAGAUGCGUGACACAGCGCCGACAAAGACCAGCCGAGAAACGAAGAAAUUGAUCAGGGCGGUGAAACGUGAGGACGCGUACGGAAUCGUGUGUUCUUUAAAGAGAGGCGCUGACCCUUGUCUCCUGAUUGACGACGUUUCAGCGUUGCAUUUGGCGGCAGGAAUUAAAUCCGAUCAACGAUGUUCAAUGGUCGCCUACCUUCUGAAGCACUCCAAUGAUGUGAACGUCGCGACGGGGGACGGGACAACGCCUUUGCACGUGGCCGCGGCGUGGGGCCAUCAGGACGCUUUGGAAUUGCUUCUUUGUCACGGCGGAGAUGCGUUCGACAGAACAGACCAGGAUGGCAACACCGCAUUCGAUCUCGCAUCGAAAGAUUGCUCCAGUUUCCUUCGAUAUUACCAAAAAAGCUGCGCCGACUCGCCUGGAUCUUUCCCGGGUCCAUCCACGAGCUCUCGGGCUUCGAUUGCCAAUCAAAGACUCGAGGAUUUAGUUCGUUGCAACGUCACCCUACCGUCAUUCGUACAAGAAGACGUGAAUCGCUCUCGUCUGCGCCGGCGUUGGCUCGAAAGGUUCCGAAGUUUUCGCAGCAAAUCUUCCGGAGUCUUGAGAAACAUUAGGCGACUGAGUAGCAUCAGACGUCGAUCCCGUAUCGGAGUUUUGGUCCCAUAG